Antechinus flavipes (yellow-footed antechinus) is the source of this 8419-nucleotide messenger RNA. RefSeq names its product ITPR interacting domain containing 2 (gene ITPRID2). NCBI's taxonomy places the organism in Eukaryota, Metazoa, Chordata, Mammalia, Dasyuromorphia, Dasyuridae. The transcript has 18 exons. The coding region runs from base 3444 to 7205 and encodes 1253 amino acids. The record is from RefSeq and is a predicted model, not a curated record. Gene Ontology annotation, molecular function: signaling receptor binding.
AUGUUUGUUAUUAUUGGUGUUGUUUGGUCCUUUCAGUCAUGCUUGACUCUUUGAGACCACAUUUGUAGUUUUCUUGACAAAGCAUGCUGGAAUGGUUUGCCAUUUUUUUCUCCAGCUCAUUUUACAGAUGAGGAAACUGAGGCAACAAAGUCAAAUGAUUUGCUCAGGGUCAUACAGCUAGUAUGUGUCUGAGGCUGGUUUUGAACAUGUCUUCCCAACUCUAGGUCCAGAGCUUUGUCAAUUGUGCCACUAUUUGCUGUAAUGACCGCGCAUUUAAAAUCAGCCGGAGUCAGGAAUUCAGGUUAAGGGGAAAAUCUUCAAUCUUUAUUGAAGUAAAGAGGUGAAAAAAGAUUGCGAUAGCAAUAUGGGCAAGAAGGAUUGCGAUAGCAAUAUGGGAAGCUGCGACAGGAAGCCAGCUAGCAGAGAGAGACCUGAGCUGAAAGGCCGUUGCAAUGGCAAUAUGAGCAGCUGUGUCAAAACGCCAGCCAGCAGUCUCUCCUUCCCCUUCCUUUUCCACUCCCCUGCCUCCACCCACCAAAAUCUCCAUUUCCUAUGCAAUACAUCAGGACCUGCACAAAGAGUGGGUGAAGGCCAUUCUUUCUCCAAGCUUAUAUAUUAAUAGAGUAUGGUCCAAUUACUAUGUAGCCUCAUGUGCUUGGGACCUCAGUGCAUCAACUCGAGCUUUAGCCUUUGCCCCUAGUAUUUGAUGAUAGUGCUAAUAUUCUAUUGCUUUCUGAUCUGACAACAGAAAUCCCAGAUGGAUUCUUGCUUGGCUAUUAUGUAGAGUAUCAUGUUAUACACCAUUCUUCUUCAAAAUGUAGCAACAAUAAAUGUUCUGUAGGAACCUGUGGGAAGGGUAGCAUUAAAGAUGUCAGAGGUCCUGAGGCAUUGAGAACUACAGGUUUACCUAUUAGAUGCCAUAAAGUCAGAGAAAAUGUCCAAAGAGACUGUGCUUUCUUUUCAGUUUUUUAUUUUCAGGUUUUCCUAAAAGUACAAAUAAUAUAGUUAGUUGGUCUAUAAGAAAUCCUAGAUAUGCAGUUAGAGCUACCUUUAUACUGGGAAAUUCUUUUGAAUAAAAAGAGUGACAUUUGUUCUAAAGAGGAAUGCAUAGGAAAAUAAAGCAAAAAGUAAAAUCAUUAUUUUAUAUACAUGUCUACAAUCUACUAAAUACCUAAAGUUCUUCAAGCCAUGGCAUAGAAUCAUUGCUUAGUCAUUGUGUAAAAAAAAAAAAAAAAAAAAGAUUUAAAAAAAUUUCGAAAGAUUUAGCAGCCAAUUGGCUAUGGUCUGAUGAGGUAGCAUGCAAAAAUAAGAGUGCCAAUAAGAUUUGGAUGAUAAUUACCUCAGUUUGGAAAAGGAGAAGUUUAGGGAUUAAGAUUAUACAUUUGAUUUGUUGAUUUUAUCUGUGGAACAUCUCCAGUUGAAAAUAUCUAGCAGAUUGUUGAUGAUGUAGAACUGGAAUUUAGGAGAAAAACUAGAUUUAAGUAUCUCAGAUACACACACACAGACACACCUCUCUAUACACAUAUUUCUAUAUAGAAAGUUGGUCACUAACUAACCUCAUAUUGACCAAAUCAAAGGUCUUUGAAGCUAGGAUUUGUCUAGAAUUACUUUGAGGUGGGAGAAAUUUCAACUUAGAAAAGUAGGUUAGAAACUAUUUACAUAAUUCAUAGAUGAGGUUUUAAGAACUUGUAAUAUUCUACAUGUACAAAACCAUACUUUAUACUGCACAAAGCCAUAUUCUUUUAAAUUUUCUUAAGAAGUGAGAUUUCCUUUUACUUCAAUAGAACUAAAUUUGACUAAUUUGUAAUUAAAUGUAAAUACUCAAACUUGGAAAUUUAGCAUGUUCCCAAUUGUACUUAGGGCCAUUGUUACCAUGAAAAAAAUUAUUAUCCCAUUAAAACAGUAUAUUUAAGGAAAACAUUCAUUUUAAUUCAAAAUGAUACCAACAAAUGUUAUAUUUUAUUCUUCAAAAAUCAGCCAAACAUAAAAAAGUCUGAAAACAAUAUCAGCUUAGUUGUAAUGUUUAGGAGAAUGGAGUUGCUUAAUAUUAACAUUGUAUCUGCUUUUAGAUCAACAGUUGACAAUACUUUGGUAAUAUGUUUUGCUUAUUCCAAGUAAAAAAUGCGUAAGAAUCUUUAAAGUGAUCAUAAUUGCUGUACAGCUUUAAAAUUCAGAGAAUUUUUUCUGAAUCCUCCUGGCUCUUCAUCAACUCCAUCUCCUUCUUUUCUUGUUCAAUGGUGUGCUACACCAACUGUAGCACAGAAAGUGGUCAGAAUUGUUGAAGGACAAAAAACCUAAACAAAUCUCCACCCUCCUCUUCCCAAACAUGGAAUUAGCACUACAGAAAGGACUUCAGAUUUGCAAAAUCUGACAAUAUCAGAAAUAUCACUUGUGACCCACUCUCUUUCUCAGUCUUCUCCAUAUUUAAAACAGCUAACAAAAUAGUAUAGGUACUAUCGAGAUGGUUAAAAAAAAAAGGGGGGGAGGGGGACAUUUUAAAGAACACUUAAUUGUUGAUAGAGUUUUCACAUUUAUUCUCACCUUUCUAAAAUGAAUUGUUUUUGUUAAGAGAUGGAUGACAGGGUAGAAAACUGCUUGUUUCCCUGACCCCACCCUUCAUUCCUUAAUCUCAGUGGGAUGUCCUGAAUUCCAAGCGCAGUAACGAGGCAAAGCACCCUUGGUAUGGAAUUAGAAAGUUUUGGCUCGAUUCCUGCUUUUGUCACUGUCAAUGAGGUGAAAUCUUAGACGAGUUAAUUAAAAAUUUCUGGGCCUCAGUUUCCUCAUUCGUAAAAAUAAAGAAGAGGUGCACCAGAUUAGCUUUACAUUCAGGGCGGAUUUAUUGCCCGCUUUAUAGCCAAUAAACGAGAACAUAAGUGGAAGGUCAGAGUGAGUGACAUAGUAGAGGCGACGGCAACAGUAAGAACUGACUACUCCUCUUCCCGCUCAGCACCACCCAAGCGCACGCGCGCGCGCGCUUUUAUAUGAGACCGGAAAGGGGCGGGAAGACGCCGGGGAGGGACGCGCUGACGCCAGGUCGGCGGUGGCCACAGCAGCAUCAGCCGCAGUCCCUGGGACCGCGCGAGCCUCUGUCCUAACCGCUGCGUCAGUGCAGGAGGGAGGGGGGGGGGGGUCCGCGGGGGGUGGGGCGGCGCAGCUGUUUUGAAGUUGAGCUCCGCGCUGUCGCUGGAGCAGCUGCCUCCGCCGACUUCAUGUGAAACUUCUCCUGCUCGCCCCCUCCCUUCCCCCGCCCCUCCCUCCCUUCCCAGUCCCCUCCUCCUCCUCCUCUUGCCUCCUCCUCCCUCUCCUUCUCCUCCCCCUCCCGGCCCCGCGCUGACAGCAGGGCCGGGGGCUCCCCCGCCGGGCUGUCUUUGCCAGGUUGAGGCGGAGGGGCGGGGGGCCACUCAAUCCGAGCCCCCGGAGCCCCCGGCGCUCCCCGGGCCGGGAUGGAGAAGCCUUCGGUGGUGGCGGCGUCCGCAUCGGAGGAGGAGGUGCUGGAGUGGCAAGUGGCGAGCCGAAAGAGGAAGGCCUGGGCCAAGUGCCGGGACUCCUGGCAGGCGUCGGAGACUGAGGAGCUCUCCACAGAAGCCACGCAGGACGACGACGACGAGGACGACCCGGACCUGGCUGGAGAGAAGCUGCCUCCGGUUGCAGAAAGAGGAAAUGUUCCUAAUGAAAAGAUCACUAUAUGGCUCAAAGAUUGUCGAACACCUUUGGGAGCGUCACUAGAUGAACAGAGCAAUAUUACACUCAAGGGUGUGCUUGUGAAAAAUGGAGGAAGUUUUGAAGAUGACCUGUCUUUGGGAGCUGAGGCUAACCAGCUGCAUGAAGGUGAUGCUCAAACUGAACCCUGCAGUAGUGUCUUGGCUAAGGAAAGACGACUCCAGUUUCAUCAGAAGGGGAGAAGUAUGAAUUCUACUGGAUCUGGAAAAAGUAGUGGAACAGUAUCGAGUGUUUCAGAACUGCUGGAACUUUAUGAAGAAGAUCCUGAAGAAAUUCUUUACAAUCUUGGAUUUGGACGAGAUGAACCAGAUAUUGCUUCAAAAAUUCCAUCAAGAUUUUUUAAUUCAUCAUCAUUUGCCAGAGGGAUAGAUAUUAAAGUAUUUUUAAGUGCUCAAAUGCAACGGAUGGAAGUGGAAAACCCAAAUUUUGCUUUAACAAGCCGUUUUCGUCAAAUUGAAGUACUUACCACUGUGGCCAAUGCUUUUUCUUCUUUAUAUUCUCAAGUCUCUGGGACUCCGUUGCAGAGAAUUGGUAGUAUGUCUUCAGUAAUCUCUAACAAGGAGACAGACCCCCCUCCACCUUUAACUCGAAGUAACACUGCAAGUCGCUUAAUGAAAACACUAUCAAAACUGAAUUUAUGUGGGAAUCAGUUAGCAGGAGAAAGUACCUCAUCUCCAACUGCUGAAAAGGGAAAAAUUUCAAAUGUUCCAUGGACUGAAGAAAAUGGCACUAAAAGUGAUCAAAAAUCACCCAAAAACAUAAAAAAGAAAGAUAGUUCACCUUUAUUGGCUACAGUGAAAGAAGAAGGAUCUGCUAAUUCAACAAAUAUGGGCAGUGUAAACAUUGAAAGACUUUCUGAUGAAGUAACUAGUAAUUUAAACCAAGAAAUAGAAGAUGAUCAAAAUAAAGAGUCCCAAAGUCAUGAAACUAGACAAGGUGAAAAAUCUGGCAAAAUAGAUUCUAAUUUUAGUAAUGACUCCAAUAUGUCUACCAGUAGUGAGAUAGAAAGCACCAAUGAAGUGAAAAAUAUGCAUACAUCCACAUCAGAUAAAGAACCAUGUGUACCAAUACCAAACCCAUCCAUAAAGAACAUAAUGAUAUCUCAAAAGGACUCCUUUGAGAUGGAAGAGGUUCAAAGUACAGAGGGAGAAACCCCACAUAUUUCAGCCACAUGCCAGCUGGGUCUUACCAAAUUAAAAAGAGAUCAGCUAUUGCGUAGUGCAAGUCAGCAUUCUGAUAGCAGUGGUUUUGCUGAAGAUUCUUCUACAGAUUGCCUUUCACUUAAUCACCUUCAGGUUCAUGAACCUCUGCAAGCUAUGGGAAGCAGUGCUGAUAGCUGUGAUAGUGAGACAACAGUUACAUCACUUGGUGAAGACCUUAUAACACCAUCUGCAAAAGACCAACCUUACUUUAAUGACUCUGAGGAAGAAUCUCUCAUGCAUCUUCAAGAAAGGAAAGAGAAAAUUGAAACAACUGUUGAAGAGAUAAAGUUAGAUAAUCAGAACCUCCUGAUAUGUGAGAAUAUACAGAGUAAAGGAAGUAAACAGAUUGUCCCUAAUCAAAGUGGUCAUGUUACUGAAAGUGAAGAUGAUUUACCUCCAGGAGAGUCACUUACCUUACUGCGGGCAGCAAGUGCUGAAAGUGACGUAGAUAAAAAUAAUGACUAUGAAUUUACCCAGUACACAACACACCACAUUCUUAAAUCACUGGCUUCUAUUGAGGGCAAAUUUGAUCAUCUGAGCUCUGAAAAAAAUAUUGGCUCUCCUUCUUCAAUUGAUAGAGUUAAUGUGGCUUUACAAAGGGCUCAAAUGAAAGUCUGUAAUCUUUCUGAUCCCAGAGUAGGACGUAGCUUGAUAAAAUCCAAAGAUUUGUUAAAACAAAGGUACCUAUUUGCAAAGUCUGGGUAUCCCCUAAGAAGAUCUCAGUCUUUACCUACCACCUUAUUGAGUCCUGUAACGGUUGUGUCUUCUGUAAAUGUCCGAUUGUCUCCAGGAAAAGAGAGUAGGUGUAGUCCACCUUCUUUCACCUUUAAAUAUACACCUGAAGAGGAACAGGAAUUAGAAAAUGAGAUAGUUGAACAAGAUAGCCACUCUCUAGUUAAAUCUACUCUCUUCAUUUCUCCAUCUGUGAAAAAGGAAACUUCACAGUGUGAGAUGAACAAGCUGAUGGAGGAAUCAAAUCAUAGUAGGACUUGUAAUCAUUUGUAUAUCCCAGCCCCAAUCUCACAAUCUACCUGUUCACUUCAUUCUGUCCAUUCUGACUGGCAAGAAAGGCCUCUAUGUGAACACAUGAGAACACUUAGUACUCACAGUGUUCCAAACAUGUCAGGUACAUCCUGUUGUGCCAUAGGCCCUCCUUUGGUUUGCCCAUAUUCACACAGACUUAGUAAUUAUUCAUAUCGUUCAUGUUCUGUGAAUCCUCCUUCUGCCAUUGAAAUGCAGUUGCGGAGAGUACUACAUGAUAUCAGAAAUUCACUGCAGAAUCUUUCUCAGUAUCCAGUGAUGAGAGGGCAUGAUCUUGCUGCUUCCACCCCAUAUGCUACUCAGAGAUCAUCUAUUCUACCUCUUUAUGAAAAUACUUUUCAGGAAUUACAAGUAAUGAGGCGAAGUCUGAAUUUAUUCAGAACACAAAUGAUGGAUUUGGAACUGGCGAUGUUACGUCAACAAACUAUGGUUUACCAGCAUAUGACUGAAGAAGAGAGAUAUGAAGUUGAUCAGCUUCAGAGUUUGAGGAAUUCAGUCAGAAUGGAACUUCAGGAGCUAGAACUACAGCUGGAAGAACGUUUACUUGGUCUGGAAGAGCAGCUUCGUAAUUUGCAUGUCACUUCUCCUUAUCGUUCUCCAACACUCAUGGGAAUGUAUGGAAGUAGAAGUGCUGAUAAUUUGUCAUGCCCUUCUCCAUUGAAUGUAAUGGAACCAGUCACUGAACUGAUGCAAGAGCAGUCAUAUUUGAAGUCUGAAUUGGGGCUAGGGCUUGGAGAAUUGAGUUUUGAAAUUCCUCCUGCAGAAAGUUCAGAAUCAGUUUUCUCCCAAGCCACAUCAGAUUCUUCCUCUGUGUGUUCUGGUCCCUCUCGUGCAAAUCGGAAAACUGGAGUAAUUUCUACUGAUUCAGCUAACAAGGCCAAGACUCAUUUGCCAAGCAAGAAGGUAUUUCGAGCUUCUGUGGCCUUAACACCAACUGCUCCUUCUAGAAUGGGCUCAGUGCAGACCCCUCCAGCUCCUGAAAAUUCUGAGGAAAUUGGAGUAGCUGAGGAAGCUAUAGAGUCUGUGGAACCUAAAUCUGAAAUGGAACAAAAACUUGAAAAUGUGCCAGUGCUACCAGCUUCUGAGGAAAGUCAAAAAAAUGUAGAACAUGAUGAAUUACAGCAAGUCAUACGAGAGAUUAAAGAAUCUAUUGCUGGGGAAAUCAGACGUGAAAUUGUCAGUGGACUUUUAGCAGCAGUAUCUUCCUCAAGUAGGACUGCUAGUUCUAGACAAAAUAAAUAGCCAUGAAUGGAUAUUAUAGGUUGAUGUGGACCAGAUUAACUAUGGACUUUUAGAAUUAUGAUGGUGUACACUGGUGGAGGUGUCAAGUUAUCUUUUACUUGUACUUCAAGAGACACUAUUGCUGCUGAGAUGGGCUACUGUAUACAAUGUACAAUGUUAUUCUUCUAUGCAUAUCUUUUAUUUUUUUAACCAUCCAUAGAAAUUUAGGCACUUUGUAGAAAUAUGGCUUUUCUAAACUAUCAAGACUCUGGCAAUUUUAAAAACAAAACCUAAUAUUUAUUUGUAUGUCUAUUUUCCAUUUGUUUCCUGUGUAGAAUUAUAUUUUCAAACUUGAAGACUUCCAGACUUAGCAGACUUAUAAAUAACAUAUUUCUUUUGUCUAGCUUCUUAAAACACUGACCUCUGUGAGGUAUUUACUGUGCAAUAACUGAUUCAUUUUGAGAGCUUGAAACAACCAAUGAUUUUUUUCCACUGCUGUUACUUAUUGCCACUCCCAAGAAAAGAAGAUAUUCUUUUGUAAAAAUUGCUAUGAAAUCUUGGGGAAGUUACCAGUAACAGUGUGUUUAGAAUUAAGGAAAUAACCUAAAACUACUUAAAGUUCUUACACUGUAAGCCUUAUCUCUGCACAAAACAAUUAAGCCUAAUUUUAUUAUGCUUACAUGUAUUCUUUUUUUAAAUGUGCCUUAUUUUCAACACUAUGCAUUUUUUUUUUUUGCAUUGGCCAUAGUAUUGUAUUAUGUUAAGAAAAGUUUCCUUUUCUUUGAAACAAAAUAAAUCAAUGUUAUUAAAAUCAUGAUACUGGUGACAUAAAAUAGAAAUGGAUGGAGAAAAAAUUAUUUUGUGGAAAAAUGAAAGUAAUUAAGUUUUUUUUUUUUUAAUUUUCUGCCCCACAAAUGAUUUUAUUUCAAUCUUUAACCACCAAAAACAUGUUCCAGUGGGGGGAAAAUGAAAUAAAAAGGGGUGGGGCUACUGUUUGGUUUGGUAUGUGGUCAAAUAGAUGUGUAAAAUAGCAUGUGAACAUUUGUUGGAAUUCUCCUGUGUUUAUAACUUCCAACUUCUAUUAAAUUUUUUGAGUUUAAAUUCUUAAUUAAAAAAUAGCCAAGAUAAUAAUAUUCUUUUAAAAAUACAUCUAAAAGGUUUAUAAAUGUUUGGAUUAUUACACAGGCUGAUUUCUUUUAAAAAAAUUAAAACAAUAAAGUAUUUAUUUUGCCUAA